UUGGAUCGACUCAGCAUGCCUGAUUGUUGACAGCUCCGUACAGCACAAUGGCCGAAAUCCAGGAUACACAACCUGCUCGGGUUGAUAUUUCCAAAAGCAGCAGCAAUGUGCCAGCCGAAGGAUAUGAUAAGAAAUGUAUUUUCUGCAGGAUUGUAAACAAUGAAAUGGGCACAGAGCUUCUUCACUGUGAUGAAGAGAUCUCAUGUUUCAGGGACAUCAAACCUGGAGCCCCCCAUCACUACCUUGUUGUCCCAACCAAACAUGUAGGAAACUGUAAAUCCCUCACUAAAGAGCACGUACCAUUGGUGAAGCGGAUGGUCGACAAAGGGAAGGAAAUCCUGGAAAAAAACAACAUAACGGACCUCAGUGAUGUCAGAUUUGGUUUCCACUGGCCUCCAUUCUGUUCUGUCACACACCUCCACCUUCACGUCCUGGCACCUGCUAGUCAAAUGGGCUUUAUGUCACGUCUCUUCUACAGACUCAACUCCUACUGGUUCAUCACAGCAGACCAGCUGAUUGAUCUUCUCAACUCUAAAGGCGAGACAAACUGAUCACUGGAUCUGGAUCAUUGGAUCUUGCCAUAUGUGACUGACUGCACUGAGGUGACUUGCAGAUCAGGCGUCUUGCAGAUAUCAUACUGGAAACUACUUUGCUGACUGUUUGUCUACAACUAAUGACUGUAUUUUAAACAGGUGCUAUACCUGCGUGAGAUUUUAUAUCCUAAGUACUAUGAGACAUAAAGCCUUAAAGCCUCUUUUAAAAUCCCUAACAAGUGCUGUAAGGAACACUGGAGUUUUGACAAGAUAGGUAAAUUUAUUUAAAUCUGCUCUAAUGAAAUUGUAUUGCUUUUAGGGACCAAUGAGCAAUCAACUUUGAAUUCCUAUAAAAUAGAACAGUGUGUUCAUUAUCAUCCUGUUACAGAAACACUUCAGUACGCGUUGCUUCCUUCUUCCUUCUUAGAUUUCUGUAUAGUGAGCUCAGUUAGACAAACACACGUGGGACACUUGUUUUUGCAUUAAAGGUACUACAUUGUUGGCUAAAUAUAAAUACUGACAUGAAUGUUUGUGAUAAGUCCAUAUUAUACCAAGCAUAUCUCAGCAAAUUAAUGAAACGCCUUUCUCUCUUUCUUUUAAACUGACUGUAAAUUUCCCUUUGACACAGUGCAAGAUAUUAUACAAUGUGGGUAAUGGCCAGCGGUAGUGUGCUACUUUCUGUGAGGCAUUAUGGGCUACUUAGAGUGCCCUGUGCACACUGACACAGAGAGAGCACAGAAGAUACAGUGUAAAGCCCACUGUAUACUGAGUGUUCUGGGAUUUCAGAUUUCUCACAGGCCGUUUGAUUUCCUGUCUUGCACAGCUGCUUUCAUGCCUUGUAUGUCUGCUCUAUAACAUGAAACUGCAGAACCCCCCCCCGAAAGUUUGCAUUAUUGAUAUCAAUCAUAUAUAAACUGAUAAUCUUGGCUAUGCAUUCUUACAUCAAGCUUGCAAUUUGUGAAAACCACUCAGUAAUCCUCUGAUGCUGAUAGUAAUGUUAAUUUAUUUUGUCAUCAAUGACCUCAUCAAGCAGUGAAGUACA
This is a messenger RNA of Pundamilia nyererei, 1575 nucleotides long. It is a transcript of the gene hint3, whose product is annotated as histidine triad nucleotide binding protein 3. Bases 48 to 551 code for a protein of 167 amino acids. Gene Ontology annotation, molecular function: catalytic activity. The transcript is spliced from 5 exons. NCBI's taxonomy places the organism in Eukaryota, Metazoa, Chordata, Actinopteri, Cichliformes, Cichlidae. The record is from RefSeq and is a predicted model, not a curated record.